AUGCCUUUCGCUUAUAAGAAGGUCCUGAUCAUUGGUGCCACCUCCGGCAUUGGACAGGCGCUGGCUACCAAACUCGUUCAGAAUGGAGCGCAGGUGAUCAUUUCGGGACGACGAAAGGACAACCUGGACUUAUUUGCACAGCGUCAUGGUACCGAUAAGGUUAAGACCAAGGUCUUCGAUAUUAUGCAAUUGGAACAGAUCCCUCAAUUCGCAUCCGAGAUAAUCGCUGAAAACCCGGACCUUGAUUGCGUUUUCGUCAACUCAGGAAUUCAGCGACCCUUUGACUUUUCGCAACCCGAAUCCGUGGAUCUGGAAAUUUUCGACCAGGAGCUGAUCACAAACUAUACCUCGGCCGUGCGUCUCGCAAAGGCUUUCAUUCCACACCUUCAAAAGCAAACUACCCAAACCGCUCUCGCAUUCACUACUUCCCAAAUGGCCCUUGUCCCAAUGAUGCGCUGUCCGAACUAUGGCGCUUCCAAGGCAGCAUUGCAUCAUUUCGUGCUCGCGCUGCGGACGCAGUUGCAGAGUGGUCCCGGUAAUGUGAAGGUUUUGGAGAUUUAUCCACCAGCUGUGCAGACUGAGUUGCACGAUGCCAAGCAUCAACCUGAUCUGAAAGAAGGCCAUCUUAUUGGAAUACCUCUUCAGGAGUUCAUUGACGAGGUCUGGACUCGGCUAUCGGAAGGGGAAGAUCAGAUUGCCGUUGGGUCGGCGAAGGACAUUUUCAAUCAGUUCGAGAUAAAGAGACAGGAGAUUUAUCAGCAGAUGACAGAGAUGUUGUCGGGCUUGAUUAAGCAGUUCCUGCGGUAG
Penicillium daleae is the source of this 807-nucleotide messenger RNA. RefSeq names its product putative short-chain dehydrogenase/oxidoreductase. The record is from RefSeq and is a predicted model, not a curated record. The coding region runs from base 1 to 807 and encodes 268 amino acids. NCBI's taxonomy places the organism in Eukaryota, Fungi, Ascomycota, Eurotiomycetes, Eurotiales, Aspergillaceae. Gene Ontology annotation, molecular function: oxidoreductase activity. The transcript is spliced from 2 exons.